AUGGCUGAGAAGUCCUUCAAGUAUGUCAUCCUCGGAGGCGGCGUUGCUGCGGGGUAUGGAGCAGCAGAGUUCGCGAAGCAGGGCCUGAAGGCUGGCGAGCUUGCCAUCGUGUCGCGAGAGGCGGUGGCUCCCUACGAGCGACCUGCGUUGAGCAAAGGCUACCUCUUUCCUCAAUCGCCUGCGCGACUGCCUGGGUUCCACACAUGCGUGGGUGGCGGAGGGGAACGGCUGACCCCCGAAUGGUAUUCGGAAAAAGGCAUCGAGCUCAUUCUGAACACGGAGGUGGUGUCUGCUGACGUGGCGAACAAGAAGCUCUCCACUGCGUCGGGCGACACCAUCGCCUUCACCAACCUCAUCAUUGCCACCGGCGCCGAUACCAUCAAGCUGACGGACUUCAAGACGCCAGGCGCGGACGCCAAGGGCAUCUACUACCUGCGGGAGAUCAAAGAGGCGGACGAGCUGUACGCCGCCAUCCAGGCCAAGAAGGGCGGCAAGGCCGUGGUGGUGGGCGGCGGGUACAUCGGGCUCGAGCUCGCGGCCAUCCUCGCCAUGAACGAUAUCAAGGCCACCAUGGUCUUCCCCGAGCCCUUCUGCAUGCCGCGUCUCUUCACCCCGACCCUGGCGGCGUUCUACGAGGGGUACUACGAGGCCAAGGGCGUCACCAUUGUGAAGGGCACGGUCGCCACGGCCUUCACAGCCAACGAGGAGGGGCACGUGAAGAGUGUGACUCUCAAGAGCGGGGAGACUCUGGAGGCGGAUCUGGUGGUGGUGGGUGUGGGCGCCCGGCCCAACGUGGGGCUGUUCAAAGACCAGCUCGCCUUCGACAAGGGCGGGAUCAAGGUGGAUGCUCGCUUCCUCUCCAGCGCCCCAGGCGUGUAUGCCGUGGGAGAUGUGGCCACAUUCCCCAUGAUCAAGUAUGGCGAUGAGAGGCGCGUGGAGCAUGUGGAUCACGCCAGGAAGUCAGUGCAGCAGGCUGUGAAGGCAAUCAAGGCAGCGGAGGCGGGGGAGCAGGUGGCGGACUAUGCGUACCUGCCCUACUUCUACUCGCGCUCCUUCGACCUCUCCUGGCAGUUCUACGGGGACAACGUGGGCGACGCCGUGCACUACGGGCUCACGGACGGCAAGGCGGCCGGCGAAGGGGCGGCGAAGUUCGGCGCGUACUGGGUGAAGGACGGCAAGGUGGUUGGCGCGUUUUUGGAGGGAGGGAGCGCGGAGGAGAACAAAGCGAUUGCCAAGGCGGCUCAGGAGCAGCCUGCUGUUGGGAGCCUAGAGGCUCUGGCAGGAGAGGGGCUGGGGUUUGCCCUCAAGGCUUGA
Messenger RNA from Closterium sp. Naga37s-1, 1314 nucleotides. The record is from the annotation of a GenBank genome assembly. NCBI's taxonomy places the organism in Eukaryota, Viridiplantae, Streptophyta, Zygnematophyceae, Desmidiales, Closteriaceae.